AUGUCAUCCCUCGCUCGACCAGCUGCUCAUGCGGCUCGACGAGCUCCCCGACGAGCCCAACCCGAUAACACCCUUUUCCGAAACUCGACUCCUCCACCUCAUCUCCUCACUCUCGCAGACCUCUCACCAGCCCAGAUCAAGACACUGAUCCAGAAUGCAUUGGCUAUGAAGUAUGUCAGCAAGCAUCGAUCUCCGAAAGCUCUCAUCUCGAGUUUGGACAAGAGGACAAUCGCUAUGAUCUUCAGUAAACGAUCAACCAGGACUCGAGUCGCUUCUGAAACUUCUGUUCAAGCACUAGGUGGACACCCCAUGUUCUUAGGUAAAGAUGAUAUCCAAUUAGGUGUGAAUGAGACAUUGGAGGAUACUGCUAGGGUUGUAGGUAGUAUGGUGGAUGGUAUCAUGGCCAGAGUAGGAGGACAUCAUGAGGUUGAGACACUUGCCAAAUACUCACCCGUACCAAUAAUCAACGCUCUCUCAGACUUGUACCACCCCACUCAGAUCCUCGCCGACAUCAUGGCGUUACACGAACAUUACGCCCCGGCACCCAACCCACCUGAAAAGGCAGCCGAGGGUGAGGGAACUCAUACCUCCAUCUUGAAGUACUUCCAAUCUACUGUUGACCCACUCAAGACUCUCAAAGGCAAGAAAGUGGCCUGGGUAGGGGAUAGUAAUAACAUCUCGAACGAGUUGUUGGUCACCCUCCCUAGAUUAGGUAUGGAAUUCAGUUUGGCUGCGCCAAAGGGUUAUGAUAAGGUUGAUGAGAGAGUUUGGGCGAGGGUGAUCGAAGCAGGUACGCAAUCCCUCGUGAAACUCACCAACACUCCCUCCGAAGCCCUUGUGAACGCCGACGUCGUAGUCACCGAUACCUGGAUCUCAAUGGGUCAAGAACAAGAAAAGGUUGAACGUCUAAAAGCUUUCGAGGGAUAUCAAAUCACCAAUAAGAUGGUCAACGAUGCCGGUGCGAAAGAAGACUGGAGGUUCUUGCAUUGUCUACCAAGGAAACAGGAAGAAGUGGAUGAUGAGGUAUUUUAUGGACCUAGGAGUUUGGUUUUCCCAGAGGCUGAGAAUAGGAAAUGGACAAUCAUGGCUUGUUUUGAGUGA
This is a messenger RNA of Kwoniella botswanensis, 1101 nucleotides long. RefSeq lists its product as uncharacterized. The record is from RefSeq and is a predicted model, not a curated record. Gene Ontology annotation, cellular component: mitochondrion. NCBI's taxonomy places the organism in Eukaryota, Fungi, Basidiomycota, Tremellomycetes, Tremellales, Cryptococcaceae. Gene Ontology annotation, biological process: L-citrulline biosynthetic process. The transcript has 3 exons. Bases 1 to 1101 code for a protein of 366 amino acids. Gene Ontology annotation, molecular function: amino acid binding; ornithine carbamoyltransferase activity.